Molecule: messenger RNA, 2568 nt
Organism: Prorocentrum cordatum
Lineage: Eukaryota; Dinophyceae; Prorocentrales; Prorocentraceae
Source: the annotation of a GenBank genome assembly
AUGGGGUGCUUGACGUCCAGCUUGCAGCCCAAGGGCAAGGUGGUGCUCCUGAAGGAGAGUCAGCGUGAGGACUUCCGUGACGUCUACACAGUGGGCACCAGGCUGGGUGCUGGCGCAUUUGGCACCGUCUACGAAUGCAUAAAGAAGAAGGGUGAUUCCACCCUCUACGCAGUCAAGAUGAUGGAGCACCAAAGUAGUUGGUGGGGCCGGCUGUCCUCUUCACAGGAGGCGCAGUGGCAAACUUUCGUGCAGGAAUUUCAGAUGUUGAAGGUGGUGGAGCACCCUCGAUUGGUUAGGAUGGUCGGGGUCUUCGUGGACGAAGACUUCGUGUAUUUCGUAAUGGAUAAGUACGAGACGAGCCUCAUCCAGGCAGUGCUUCCGAUGCUCAAGAAGAGCUCGAGAGGCAUCGCGCCUCCGCUACUCGCAGAGGUCACGAAGCAGAUGCUGGAGUCGAUUGCGUAUUUGCAUUCGAACAUGAUUCUUCAUCGGGAUGUGAAGGCAGACAACUAUCUGGUAGAUGGCACCGAGUUCAAGGGUAGGGAUUUCAAGGUUGUCUUGACAGACAUGAGCACAGCUCGCUAUCUUGAGAACGGCGUGUUUCUGAAAGAUAUCGUUGGCACUCGAGAGUAUUGGGCUCCAGAACUGAUCACGCGCUCGUACGCGCAUCAGGUCGACGUCUGGGCCGUGGGCGUUUGUUUUUGGUGCAUGAUGACGGCCAAGUUCCCUUUCGCUUCGAUGCAGGAUCGUUUCAAGAAGCACUUGAAGAAGACCGAUCGGAUGAACAGCGAGCAGUUUAGCCUGGUCAGCGCGAUGCUGAAUAAGGCUUACAAGGACCGCAUUACGGCCGCCGCGGCAUUGGAGAACCCCUGGCUCAUCCGCGAGUGCAAGAAACACAAGGACAGCAUCGUCGGUCAGAGGCUCUCGGACGAACCUGCGGACGUCGGAGGCAACAGCGCGUCGAUGGAAGACUUUGAUGACACGCAAGGCUUCGGGCACACUCGCCAGCAGUCCAUGGACUCUCAGCAGGAGGGCGGCCCCGAUGGGGAGCAGAAGCGCUUCAACAAGAAGAUGAAGGCGGCAGCCGAGAGGCAUGCCCAGGGCCACAAGAGUGCCCUGGCCAUGGACGAGAAGGUGCAGGAGGCGAAGGACGAGAAGACGGCCAGCAACCAGCGCCCCGGCGAGUCUCGCGCCUACGAGUGGUGGAGCGAGGAGAGGUGCUCAAGCAAGCAGGUCCCGGACUAUCGGACGCGGUGCUCCAGGCUGGCGACUGCAACAUCGGACAGCAGCAUCAGGAUGGAGUCUGGGGACACCGUUGUCGGAGAGCCCGCGAACAUCGAGUGGAUGGAGAAUCUGUUCCGGGAAAAAAAGGUCGAUACCAGCUCGUGGGGCAAAGGCCAGGCGAAGACCAUGUCCCAUUUGAAGGACGAGUUGCAGCUGCACGAGUGCAGCUUGCUGCUGCGGGGUGAUAAGCUUAUCCGCAUGGUGGACCUGAUCGUGGUUCGCAUUCAGAGCAAGGACGGCAAAACUCUUGUGGAGUCCAGCCAGACUUUCUCCGACGGACGGGCACGACAAGUCCAGAGAUUUCCUGCCGUGAUGUGUCGCGCAAAAGGGAAAGGCCGUGAGAGUGCAAAGGCCGAGAUUGUGCGGCUGCUGCAGAACGAGCUGAAGUCUACGCCGGACAUCUUGAAAGUUGAUUUUGAGGGUGAACUCCUUUCUGAGCUUAUUACUGAGAGGGCUGGGUCGCAGUCGUACCCUGGCUUGGACAGCAUCUACCGCAAGUUUUUUUUCACCGCGCAGGUAAACGAGAACGCCAGACCUGCCCAGCUGGAGAGCGUUGGCCUGCCGAGCUGUUCCCCGUUCCAGACAACACUGCAGGAUGGCACGCAGGUCAAGUGGGAGUGGUGGGACUCGCAGAAGUGCCAGCAGCAGGGACUGCCUGUGAAUCCGCAGCCCACCAUCCUGAACAGCGACUUCGAGGGCUACCAGCAGAUCGAGGGCAGCAGAUGGCAGGAGGAUUCGCUGGUCCAGCUGCUCACCAAGCACCGAGUCCAGACGAAGCUCUUCGGGGUGGGCGACGCCCGAAGCAUCUCGCAGCUGGUUGCCGAGGUGAACUCUGGCGAGACGCGGCUCUUCGAGAAGCCGCAGAGCCCCGGCGACUUGAGGCGGUACUUGGAGAUCCUGAUCGUCCGCAUCAAGAAUCCCUCGGGCGCGUGCCUCGUCGAGACCGGGCACAGCUUUGGAGGGGGGCAGUCGCGGCAGCGCAACCUCUUCCCGGCCACCAAGCUGCGGCCGUUCGAGGACGCGAUCUGGGCGGUGCGCCGCCUGCUCGCGGAGCUCGACAUCCCCUUCUCCAGCGCCAAGACCACCUUCGGGCCCAGGAGGACGGAGAUCUCGAACAGCCCGUCGUACCCCAGCAUCACCACGGUGUACCUCAAGCAGGUUGUGGAGGUCCAGCUCGAGGACAUCUCCUACGAGAACCUGGACAACAACGACAUCGCCGCGAAGUGGUACCAGACGCAGCCCCCCGCUGAGGGGGUCCCGCGCCGAGGUUCCCUCCUGGGCUUGUGA